AUGUUUCAGCAAACGAAAGUGUUCGUUGGAAGUUUACCACAGGGAUCGAAGCCAGAGGAUUUGAGAAAACUUUUUGAACGUUUCGGAGUCGUCACAGAAUGCGAUAUAAUGAACAGAUGCGGCUUCGUACACAUGCAGACAGAGGACCAAGCAUCAGCCGCCAUACGAGCCUUGAACAACUCCUCAUUCAAUGGCGGCGUCAUAAUCGUCGAACGCGGUAGGAUUAAGGAACGGGGACAACGAAGCGGCGGUGGACGCGGCGGCAUGAGGGGUGGCAUGCGAGGAUCGAUGGACCGGCGAGGCGGAGGCCCAAUGCGCGGGGGUCCGCCGCCGCGCGACGCUCCAUACCCACCGAUGCGGGAUUCCCGCGGAAUGGGUCCCAUGAGAGGGGCUGAUAUGCGUGGCCCGCCAAUGGGAGGAGGCGGUAUGGGUAUGAGAAACGGAAUGGGUGGCGGAGCCCCGUACGACCGCGGCAUGGAGCGCCCUCCCAUGGGUGGCGGGUAUGACGACCGCUACAACGGUUACGGAGGAGAAGACCGUCGCGGGUUCGCGUUAAUGGACGGACGCGGCGCCAGGGACCAAUACGGCGCUCCGCCCCCGAUGUACCCUGACGACAGAAGAGGUUACGGUGCUCCGGUAGACGAUAUGGCCCCCAUGUACCCUGAUGACAGACGUGCGCCCAUGUACCCCGAUGAAAGAGACAUGAUCGACAGGCGAGCCCCGAUGAGAGGUGGACCCAUGCCGAUGUCUUCAGGAUACGACCGAGCGCCGCCCCGCGCCGCUCCCAUGGGCAACGGAGACAUGUACAGCAGGAGAACACCACCACCCAUGCGUGGAGCUGGUUCAGCGGGUGGCUAUGACCGAGACCCCUAUGGCCAGGCGUACCCCCCCAUGGGACGGCAUCGAAGGGCACAAGUUUGA
Molecule: messenger RNA, 921 nt
Organism: Danaus chrysippus (African queen)
Lineage: Eukaryota; Metazoa; Arthropoda; Insecta; Lepidoptera; Nymphalidae
Source: the annotation of a GenBank genome assembly